AUGCGUUUCCCAACCACCCACACCCUGACCUUGCUCCUUGCCCUCCUUCCUCUCACUUCCAUCGCCCUUAACAUCAUCGUAAACAACGAUGAUGGUUUUGGCUCCGCUAACAUUCGCGAACUUUACCGCUUUCUCAAUGUCGCCGGCCACAACGCCUGGAUCGUCGCACCCGUCUCGAACGAAUCCGGAAAAGGAGGCACCGAAGUCUUUACCACCGAAGCAAAUUUGACCGCACCUUCUGAGUUCGACCUCGUUCCUAAAGGCGCCCCUAGCUUCGGCACCGAUCCUAACGACUCGCACAUCUGGUACUACAACGGUACGCCUACUGCCUGUACCUUCUUCGCUCUGGACUAUGUUGUGCCCAACUACUGGAACGGCACUAAGCCGGACCUCCUGGUGGCUGGGCCCAAUUUCGGCCAAAACCUAGGUCCCUUCCUGUACACCCUCUCCGGCACAAUGGGCGCCACCUACGCAGCCGUCGAGCGUUCCCUCCCAGCCAUCGCGUUCUCAGGUGGCAACAACGGCCAGCGCUCCUACAAAGAGAUUAACAAAACCACUCCCUCUGGCUUCCCCGACCCCGCUACCGUCGACGCCCAGCUUUCAGUCGCACUCGUAAACCAACUCGCUAAGAAUGGAUUAAACAAGUCUCAAUUGCUACCUCUCGGCUACGGCAUCAGCGUUAACUACCCCGAAAUCACCUCCCUCACGAAUGACGAUUGCGUUGACCCGCCUUUCGUCCAAACGCGCAUAACUGGCGGCGCUGAGGUCGACACCGCCGUUUACGAUUCUACCACUGGCCUUUUCAGCUAUGGCGAGGUUCACCCCGCUGGAGCCAACACGUGUAUCAAUGGCGACUGCGCCCUGCCUGGUGAGACGACCAUCGUCAACAGUGGAUGCUUCAGCUCUGUCAGUGUGUUCACAGUCGACUACGAUGCGCCGAACCCGGGCAGCGAGAAAACGAGGAAGCUUUUGGAGCCCUUGGUCCAGCGUCGGAAUGCCACGGCGAACUCGACGGUUACUUCUCGGAGACUGCGAGCUCGCGCGAAUAGGUCCGCGAGAUUGGUCGGGAGUCCAGCUUGA
Letharia columbiana is the source of this 1080-nucleotide messenger RNA. RefSeq lists its product as uncharacterized. Gene Ontology annotation, molecular function: nucleotidase activity. Bases 1 to 1080 code for a protein of 359 amino acids. The record is from RefSeq and is a predicted model, not a curated record. The transcript has a single exon. Lineage: Eukaryota; Fungi; Ascomycota; Lecanoromycetes; Lecanorales; Parmeliaceae.